Messenger RNA from Anopheles bellator, 2994 nucleotides. RefSeq names its product proton channel OtopLc (gene OtopLa). Gene Ontology annotation, molecular function: proton channel activity. Gene Ontology annotation, cellular component: membrane. The coding region runs from base 1 to 2994 and encodes 997 amino acids. Gene Ontology annotation, biological process: proton transmembrane transport. The record is from RefSeq and is a predicted model, not a curated record. The transcript is spliced from 13 exons. NCBI's taxonomy places the organism in Eukaryota, Metazoa, Arthropoda, Insecta, Diptera, Culicidae.
AUGAUACGGUGCCCCUACAUCCAUGAGAUGCACGAACGCUUGAUAGGACCAACGCCGAGACGUCCACUGCCCAUAUCCUUUCCGCCGCUCGCCAAACCGGAAGUAAUGGACCGCGAAAGUGACUGCCUGCUCGAGAGCCGGCCCGAGGGCCGCCAGAUCGGCACCAUGGUGAAGCUUAAUCCCGAUGGGUUUGGGUCGCACACGACACCGACCCACCAUCGGGCGACCGGGCAUCACCAUCAUCAUCAUAAAGCAGCAUCACCACCACCGACAACAGUGCCUUGCAUCUUGGGGACCGACGACGACGACGACGAGCUGGGCGGCGGGCAGCAGCACCGCCGGCAGCUCCGGGCGCGCCCGCUGCACCUGCGGGCGGACGGGGCCGGCGGCACGACCGUCACCAGCACGAUCAGUGACUCGGACGACGAUGGCAUCCAUCUGCGGACGCACCUGCGCAAGAUCAUCGACGCCCGGAAGCCGAAAAACGCCAAAACUUCGCUCUUCAUCGUCACCAGCCUGGUCUACGCAAUGCUGCUAAUCGUCGUCUGCGUGGCGUACGUUAUCAGCGACGUCACGACGCACCAUCUGCCUGUGAUGUACUACGAGGGCUUCUUCACCUAUCUCUACGGCGCCAGCAUACUGUUCCUGCUGUACGUGUUCUGCUUCCUACUGCAAGAGAGUUCCUGCUGCAACGGAAAACCGAAACCACCGAAGGAGAAGAAGCCGAAGAAGGAGAAGAAAUCGAAGAAGGCGGCCACCGACCCGGAAGCAACCGGCAAGGACGGUAAGGACGGUAAGGACGCUGGCGGAGGUGCCGCAGCCAAGGAGAGUUCCGCCACCGCCACCGGCAAGGCAUCGAAAGAGGAGGCGAAGGGCAAGGGCGGCUCCACCAAGGCGAGCCCCUAUCAGGAGGUUUACCCGAAGAAGAAGCGCGAUCGGCUCCGCGAGAUGCAGCGCCAGGCGGCUACGGCAGCAGCGGCGGCGGCGUCAGCGGCGCAGCAGCAGCAGCAGCAGACCUCCCCGUCCCCGCCACAGCCGGAACCGAUCGCCGACCCAGAGGCGGCCCUUUCGCCACGCUUCAAGCGCAAAACGACCCAGGACCCAGCCCAUGGCAGCUUCUUCCUGCGUGUCGGUGCCAUCGCGUUCGGGCUCGGCACGAUGAUCUACACGGGGCUGGAGUUUGGUUCGUUCUUCGAGAUCCCGUUCACCUCGCCCUGCCACCAGAUACUGCGCGGUGUGAACCCGCUGCUCCAGAUGAUCUUCACCUUCAUGCAGAUGUACUUUAUCUUCAUGAACGCACGGCUCAACAUCCACCGGUUUAAGGUGCUGGCCCGCUUCGGUCUGAUGCACAUCGUGGCCACCAACAUCUGCGUGUGGAUCCGCACGCUGGUGCUGGAGUCGCUGAAGGAGAUCACGGCCUACCAUCGGCGCCGCGGCCCGGAACCGGAGGACUCGGCGAUCCUGGAGAACAUUCGCCAGCACACGCUGCGCAACGCGGGCAUGGUGAUGGGCACGGAGUUGGGCCCGGCCGGUGACACCGAGUGGGAGCCGAUCAGCGUGAACCUGCACGCGCACGAGGACUUCUCGUCGCCGGACGCCACCAGCAUGCUGUCGCGGAUCGUCCAGAGCACCAGCCGCACGCUGCUCGGUGCGGUCACCACGCUCGUGACCUCGACGAGCACCACGACAACGACGACGACGCGGCCGACACCGACGACAACGGCAUCGACCACGACGAGCACAUCCACCGUAACCACUACCGUCCGCGGGCUGUUGGACCGUUUGCGGGAAAUCGUCACGACGGAGUCUACAACUACGACUGCAGCGGCCAGUAACCAGCACCACAACCACUACGACCUGGGGCCCCAGCCUGAGGACCACUUCGACCGCGUCACCACCACCACCACCACCACGACCGGCAGUCCAUCGUUUCUGGAGUCGUUCGUCGAGCGCAUCAACUACCUGCAGCGCAACAACAGUCUCGAUCAGACGUACGAAAGUCUGGACGCCCUGUUUCCGUCCGCGUUCGUAGCCCCAUCGCAGGCCGCCGGAGUCGCCACCGCCACCAACUCGACCGCGGUCAGCUGCGGGCGGGUCAACAUCAUGGGCACGAUCGUGCAGGACUCGGCCCCGUACCUGUACCCGUUCAUCAUCGAGUACUCGCUGAUCGGGGCCGCCGUCAUCUACGUCAUGUGGAAGCACAUUGGCCGCUACCCCAAGUUCACGAAUGAGGAAGACCUGGAGCACCGGCUGGAGGUGAUGCUGUCGCGCCGGGCCGUCGUGAUGGCACAGCAGGCACGCACCGGGCGCGUCGACUGCGUCGGCGCCUCCAAGGGCCUGUUCUUCGGUUUGCUGCUACUGGUCGGUUCGCUCAUCUGCCUGAUCCUGUUCUUCGUGCUCGUCAGACACCCACAGCUGUCGCUGCUCGCCAUCUACCUAGCGGACGUGUCGCACUGUGCGCUGAUGGUGCUCGCCAUAUUCGCCAUCAUCAUCGGCUUCAUUCGUGUGCAGAACCUGAAGUUCCGGUGCGAGGAGCAGAGCAACCUGAACGAUAUCCUGCUGCGCAUCUCGGCGUUCGGGCUGUUCGUGUACUCGACGUUCAGCGUGAUCGCCGGCUCGUUGAACGCGCUCGAGAGCGAACCGAACCUGCUGGUGAUGGUGACCGGGGUCGUGGCCGUCGUCCAGGUCGUCAUCCAGCUGCUGUUCAUCGCGGACGUGUCGCGCCGCCGCGUGCACCUGCCGGAGCACGAUCGCAUCAAGCCGGGCCGCCAGAUCGUCACCUUCCUGCUGAUCUGCAACGUCUCCAUGUUCGCCAUCUACACGUUCGAGGCCCAGAAGGUGUUCGCCAACCCGGUUCAGCUGGACUUCUACGGUUUCAUCGCCUGGUCGCUGAUUCAACGCGUGACGCUGCCGCUCUGCAUCUUCCACCGGUUCCACAGUGCCGUUACGCUGGCCGAGGUCUGGAAGACGACCUACAAGGCACGGCUCGAGUAA